AUGGACCAGUCUGUGCAGGAGCUGUUUCUGAACUUCACAGUAGUCUUGAUCACUGUGCUGCUCAUGUGGAUCCUAGUCAAGACCUACCAGGCCUGA
Molecule: messenger RNA, 96 nt
Organism: Oncorhynchus nerka (sockeye salmon)
Lineage: Eukaryota; Metazoa; Chordata; Actinopteri; Salmoniformes; Salmonidae
Product: sarcolipin
Exons: 1
Coding region: 1-96 (31 amino acids)
Cellular component (GO): membrane
Molecular function (GO): enzyme regulator activity
Source: RefSeq, a predicted model, not a curated record